Messenger RNA from Drosophila ananassae, 5676 nucleotides. RefSeq names its product atypical protein kinase C (gene aPKC). The coding region runs from base 556 to 3468 and encodes 970 amino acids. Gene Ontology annotation, molecular function: protein serine/threonine kinase activity; ATP binding; protein binding. Gene Ontology annotation, biological process: protein phosphorylation; establishment or maintenance of cell polarity. Lineage: Eukaryota; Metazoa; Arthropoda; Insecta; Diptera; Drosophilidae. The record is from RefSeq and is a predicted model, not a curated record. The transcript has 11 exons.
AUUUCCCUAGCAUACUUCUCUGCAUCGGUAUUUCACUCGCGCGUUGGCCGCUCGCCUGUGUGGAAGUGCCGUUACGGAUCUCGGGCAAAAGAAAAACAGUUAAAUAAAAUACUCUUCGGGCUCCAGAGUCGCGUCGCACACUCACACACACACGCACACAUACUAGCACAAUGUAUAUAAUUAUAUAUAUAUACUAAUACAUGAUUUGCACAAAAAUACGUAUACGACACGUAGCCAACGGCAUAACGAGUUUCAACGCUUCUAGCAGAGACCUUGCAACUUGCCACAUAAGCCUAAUAUUCCACCAAAAACCCGCUUCUUAGCCCCACGGUACUUGCAACAGUCUGUGCCCCUGCGGUGACUGUGUCAGCUUAUGCAAAUUUUGUGAAAAACUAUUCGUAGAAAGCAAGUCAAGUGCAACACAACGGCAGCAACAAGAAACAAUCACAAACUCUUAACCAAAUCAACAAAACCGAAACCGAAAGCGAAAGUAAAUCGAUUCCCGACUCGUCGCGAAGUUAAAGUUCUAAAAAAAAAAAAAGAAAUAAAUUAAAAAUGGCUUGGGGCUAUUGGUCCGCCACCACAGUGGAUCGCGGUCGAUCGCCGCGACGACUGACCCAGUGCGCCCCGCUGCCGGUCAACAUCGUGCAACAGGAGGAGGAGGAGGAGCAGCCGUGCCUGCCACAAAAACAGCAGCAACAGCAAUCCCAACAGCAGCAACAACAGUCGCAAACCUGCCCCAGUACUCCGUCGGCCAAUCAGCAGGGCAGCGGCAAUCUCUGCUAUAGCCCCACAUGUCGGUCACGUUGCUCGAGUCCUUGUCCAGGAUCACCGUGUGGCUCCAUAACGCCGCCGCCCCCGCCGCUGCUCACGUCGUCGCAGCAGCACCUCCACUCGAACAAGAACUGCCCGGCCGCCCAGCAGCUAAUGACUCACCUGGACUACGCGGCCAGGAGACAAUCUUUGGAUCAACUGGACAGUCCACAGUCCAAGUACUUCGAUAUACAGGCCAACCAGCUGUCGGACAUCAUGUGCCGCGGAGCGGUGGUCAGCUCCAUCCAAUCGGCCAACAACACCCUCACCAGAGGCGUCUCCCUGCACAGCCGGAGUGGCAGCGCCCACGGCAGUCACCAUGGCAGCCAUCACAGUCACAGCCACCAUGGCAGCGCCCAUGGUUCGCUGGGCUGCCUCCAGGGCGGAGUGGGCGUGGCCACGGGCAGCACAGGCAGCAUCGGGAUGAUGUCCGCCGGGCCCAUCGAUACCGGGGACUACGAUGUUCCACAUCCGCAUCCGUACACGCAUCACUACAUGCAGACCACGGCCUCGGUGACGCCGCCCCACUCGACCCUGAGUCGGCCGGGAUCGGCGGGUGCCGUGUGCCAGGGCCAUGACUCCGGAUCAGAUUCUAGCCAAGGAUGCGGCGGAUCCAUAAUGGGUGGCAUGCUGGUAAUGGGUCAUCCGGGCCAUAUGGGCAGCUUGGGCCACCACAGCGCCGGCAGCGGCUCGCUGGGCAGGUGCUCGAGUCGGUGUCACAACACCAACACCACAACGACUGAUGACUCCGGCGGUGGCAGCAGCGGAGGCGGCGGCGGUGGAGGAGGCAUGGGCACAGGCGGCGGCAGUGCCUCCAUGGCGGUGGGCAUGCCGGGCAUGCUGAUGGACUACCACCACAGCCAUCACAGCGGCAGUGCCGGGAGCGGCCUCAACGGAUGCGGAGGCGGUGGCAGCAUCGCCGGCGGCAGUAUUGGCGGAAGGAGCAGUGUCCUGGGCACCAUCCACAACGGGCAUGGCCAUCAUCAUCAGCAGUACCAUCACGAGUGCAUCCACUAUGAACGACUGCCCAUUCCCGUGCCCAUACCCACGGUGCCAAUGGGCGUGGCACCGCCCCCCCAGCAACAGCAGCAGCAGCAGCAGAUGUCGCAGCACCAGCUGCAGUCGGAGGAGGAAAUAGAGCCGGCCUAUGCGACAGUAUUCCCCAAUGUUCCUCAAGCGCCGGGAUUGUCCUGCGAUGGCGAAGAUCGCAGCAUCUAUCGGCGUGGUGCUCGACGCUGGCGCAAGCUAUAUCGCGUCAAUGGACACAUCUUCCAGGCCAAGCGUUUCAAUCGGCGUGCUUUCUGUGCCUACUGCCAGGAUAGGAUCUGGGGCCUGGGCCGUCAGGGUUUCAAGUGCAUCCAGUGCAAGCUGCUGGUGCACAAGAAGUGCCAUAAGCUGGUGCAGAAGCACUGCACGGAUCAGCCGGAGCCGUUGGUCAAGGAGCGGGCCGAGGAGUCAAGUGAUCCGAUGCCAGUGCCCCUGCCACCGUUGCCCUACGAGGCGAUGGGUGGCGGAGCGGAUGCCUGCGAGACGCACGAUCAUGCGCACAUUGUGGCGCCACCGCCACCAGAAGAUCCUCUCGAACCGGGCACCCAGCGCCAGUACUCGCUCAACGACUUUGAGCUAAUACGGGUGAUCGGACGCGGCAGCUAUGCCAAGGUGCUGAUGGUGGAACUGCGACGCACUCGCCGCAUCUACGCCAUGAAGGUGAUCAAGAAGGCCCUGGUCACCGACGACGAGGACAUCGACUGGGUGCAGACGGAGAAGCAUGUGUUCGAGACGGCCUCGAACCAUCCGUUCCUGGUGGGACUGCACUCGUGCUUCCAGACGCCGUCGCGUCUCUUCUUCGUCAUCGAGUUUGUGCGCGGUGGCGACUUGAUGUACCACAUGCAACGGCAACGGCGGCUGCCCGAGGAGCACGCCCGCUUCUAUGCCGCGGAGAUCAGUCUGGCGCUUAACUUCCUCCACGAGAAGGGCAUCAUCUAUCGAGAUCUGAAGCUAGACAACGUUUUGCUCGACCACGAGGGCCACAUCAAGCUAACCGAUUAUGGCAUGUGUAAGGAGGGCAUCCGAUCCGGGGACACAACGUCCACCUUCUGUGGCACACCCAACUACAUUGCCCCAGAGAUUCUGAGGGGCGAGGACUAUGGCUUCUCGGUGGACUGGUGGGCACUGGGUGUCCUGCUCUACGAGAUGUUGGCCGGACGCAGUCCCUUCGACUUGGCAGGAGCCUCUGAGAAUCCAGAUCAGAACACUGAGGACUACUUGUUCCAAGUCAUCCUGGAGAAGACCAUUCGUAUUCCACGGUCGUUGAGUGUGCGAGCUGCUUCGGUCCUAAAAGGUUUCCUCAACAAGAAUCCCGCUGAUCGCUUGGGCUGCCAUCGGGAGUCCGCCUUCAUGGAUAUUGUCAGCCAUCCGUUCUUCAAGAACAUGGAUUGGGAAUUGAUAGCACAAAAGGAGGUGCAACCGCCUUAUAUACCCAGCCUAGACACUGGCGACCCCUAUAUGACAACCAACUUCGAUGUACAAUUUACCCAAGAACCCGCUGAACUAACGCCCGAUGAUCCUCACGUUAUUGAUAAUAUCGAUCAGUCCGAGUUCGAGGGCUUUGAGUAUGUGAACCCCUUGCUGAUGUCCUUGGAGGAUUGCGUCUGACACCACGAAAUGUGCGACUUACAUCCGUACAAUAUGCGGCUCUAUGGCGAGGAUUCCAGUGAUUAUGAUUCCGUGGCUGAUGAUCUCAGUCUCCUGCAUUUGAAUAGCGCAGCAGUGGCUGGAGGAUCUGUCAAUAGCAAUAACAAUCUCAGCCAGCAGCAGCAUUAUCGUCAGCAACAGCAAUACCUUCCCCAUUCAUCAUACUCUCAGCAACAGCAACAGCAACAGCAACAGCUACAACAUCAGCAACAGCAACAUCAGCAACAGCAACAUCAACAGCAACAGCAGCCACAACUCCAUCAUAAUGCACAUGUUUUGCCUUCCAUUGAACUAAUUAAAAUAACGAAUUAGAAAACAAGCAACAACAGCAAUGAGCAACACAGCAAUGAGCCACAAGUAGCAGAGCAACAAGAAAGUUAAUAUGAUUAAAAAAAAAGAGAACAGAUUCAAAACAAUCUAUAUAUAUAUAUAUAUAAUCCUCUCUACCAACUGAUGCAAAACUCAAUUUAUUAAAAGAUCUGUCACAAGUUGCGAGUAUUACACUAAAAAAGGCAUAAAGCAAAACGAUUACUUUACUAUUUAAGCACCUAGGCAGCAAGAAUGCAAGAAUGCAAGCUAAAGAAACCAUUUCAUAACUCAAUGCAAGACUCUUUCACCGAAAAGACAACCUUUUUAAGCUAACCAUAUGUGCAUCAAAAAAAAAUAUGAAUAUAAUUUUUAAAAACUUGACACUAAAAAAUACAUACAUUUCAAACACUUAAUUUUACUAGCCAGAAUACGAGAGGAGGAGAGGAGAAUAUGGAUGUGGAGUAUAUAGUAUAUUUCAAAAUGAAUCAAUCUAUAAUAUCUAAGCAUAUAUAAAUCUAAUGUAAAAUGUGUGUGUGUUAGAAUUAGAGAGCAAAGCAUGGUUUUUAAAGGCGGCAGAUAUACAACAUAUAUGUUUGUGUGCUGUAAACAGAAAAUAGUUAAACUAAACUAACAAAAAAAAAAAACAAAGUACUACACAUUGUAAUUCCGAAAUUCUAAUUUUUACAAGAUAUAGGAGAGCAGCUAACCAAUUUCUGGAAAAAAAACUCUAUUCUCUUACAAUACGAACAAAAACCCCAUAUUUAUUUAUUGUAUCCUUUUUUGUAUUAUUUAUUAAAAAAAAAAAAAAACGAAAAGAAACAAACAAAACAAACACAAUCCGUCUACUGGCAAUAUAUAUAUGUAUUUUUUUGUUAAGUAUUAAUGAAACUAUUGUUUUUUUAAUGCAUUCCGCUGUACUUACAACAACAAACGUAUAUUUAUAUAUUUUUGUUAAUUUAUUGAGGCACAUCUAAGGCCAUCUCAAGCGUAAGGAAUAUAAAAUAUAUUUACAAUUUUUUAAGUGAUGCUAACUUUGGUCAAAAAGUAAAUCAAAAUGCUAAUCCUUUUGGUUACAUCUUUUUGUGUACACGGCGUACAAUUUUAACAAAAUCUUUAAAUAUAAAAUAUAAACGUUACAAAUUGUAUAUUAUGUUUUUUUUAUAAUCCACAUACAAAAAUAUUGUGAAAUUUAUGCAAAAUUAGUGAUCAUAAAAGAAAGUAAUAUCAUUGUGUUGCAAAAUAAGAUAUUGUGUUUUUAAUUGACUUUAAACUUAAAAAGAAAAACUUAAAUUAAAUUUAAAUUUGAUGAAAAAUGUUACUUGUUAAUGUAUGAAAAGCAAACGAAAAACAAAAACAUAAGAAUUAUGCGAAUGUUGUUAUAUUUCCAAAUACAACGCAAUCUAAAAAAAAAAGAGGUAAUAACGAUCAAACCAAGUUUUUGAUUCAAGAAACAAAAAAUAGUAAGCAAUCAGCAAUGAAACACUAAAUCAAUUUAAAAUUGCACUUAACGAUUACCGAGUUAUAGACACGAUAACCCGAAUCUAACCCGGUCUAUCCAUUAGCCUUUCCAUUAGUUCUAUUGUUGUGUUUGAUAACCAUGUUCUACCAACUAUGUUUAAUUAGAAAAUAAUGAUUUUAUUAUCACCGUAUUAUAUACACACGUAUUUGUAUUUUCUUCAACCGAUAAUUGCGACUCAUUUUAUAUACUGGACGCACUUUUUGGCAUUAACCUUACAGAUACAGAUACAGAUUCAGAUACAGAUGAUAGCAAAAUGUCAAAAAUGAAAUUGAAAACGCAAUCAGUACUGGCGUUACAAUUAUGCAUAUAAACGGAAAACGAAUAAAGUAUUGUAUAAGAAA